UAACCAUUUCAAAUAAUUUCUCACCCACAGAGUUACAGUUGCUGGAUGGACUUGAAUUGAUUAGGGUUUAAGAAAUUUGAAAAAAAUAAUACAGUUUGAGCGAUUCUGAGUAUAGAUAGGGUUUAAGAAAUUAACGGGAAAAUUAAUGGAAAGCAGCGGCGUGGAGCAGAUAUUGCAAGAUGGGAAGCUGUUUCGUCAGGUUAAUUCUCUCAUUGUUGCUCAUCUUCGGGAGAACAAUCUCUCUCAGGCUGCAAGUGCAGUUGCUUCAGCAACAAUGACUCCGUUGAACGUUGAAGCCCCGCCGAAUAAGCUUCUUGAGCUUGUCGCCAAGGGUCUUGCAGUGGAUAAAGAGGAGAUAGGAAGAGGGGUUCCUUUGAAUCCAUUGUAUGAUUCCGGAGCAUCCAUUCCUGCAGUUUAUGGUUCAAUCCCAGCUCCCCGAGCUGCUCCUGUUGAUUUCAGUGCCGUGCUGGAUGCAAAAGGCUCAUCAAAGAAUUUUCCAAAGCAUGAGACACGACAUCUUUCAGAGCACAAGAAUAUUGCCAGAUGUGCAAGAUUUAGUCCAGAUGGGAGGUUUGUUGCAACUGGAAGUGCAGACACCUCCAUUAAACUCUUUGAGAUAGCAAAAAUCAAGCAAAUGAUGCUACUGGAUUCAAGAGAAGGUCCUGUACGACCUGUCAUACGAACAUUUUACGACCAUAUACAGCCAAUUAAUGAUUUGGAUUUCCAUCCUCAAAACACUAUUCUGAUAUCUGGAGGCAAAGAUCACACGAUAAAGUUCUUUGAUUUUUCCAAAGCUACUGCAAAGAGAGCAUACAGAGUUAUCCAGGAUACUCACAACGUUCGUUCUGUGUCUUUUCAUCCUUCUGGAGAUUUUCUUCUUGCUGGAACUGAUCAUCAAAUUGCACACUUGUAUGACAUUAAUACCUUUCAGUGUUAUCUAUCUGCAAAUGCACCAGAGAUCGGUGUUAAUGGAGCCAUAAAUCAGGUGAGGUAUUCAUCCACUGGCGGCAUGUAUGUUACAGCAUCUAAAGAUGGUGCUAUUCGGUUAUGGGAUGGGGUAAGCGCCAAUUGUGUGCGCUCCAUAGUUGGUGCUCAUGGAACAGCAGAGGCCACCAGUGCAAACUUUACGAAGGAUCAAAGGUUUGUUCUUUCUUGUGGGAAGGAUUCUACUGUAAAGCUCUGGGAAGUUGGCACUGGAAGAUUGGUUAAACAAUAUCUCGGAGCUUCACAUGCACAGUUGCGAUGCCAGGCUGUUUUCAAUGAUACUGAAGAGUUUGUACUAGCCAUUGAUGAACUAGGCAAUGAGAUAGUUAUCUGGGAUGCUUUGACAGCUGAAAAAGUUGCAAGGUGGCCUUCAAACCAUAUCGGUGCACCUCGUUGGAUUGAACAUUCACCAGCAGAGGCUGCCUUCAUUACCUGUGGCACUGACAGGUCAAUCCGGUUCUGGAAGGAGACUUUAUAAGGACUUGGAAUACUUAUGCCAUUUUCAAUUCAAAGAGUGUAGAUUAGAGAGUUGAUGUACUAACAAUUAUUCUGCGUAAAACCUAAUAACAUCAUGAGAUUGAUAGACUUGUUUGACACGGUAUUGCCUCUGCCCAGCAGGAUGCAAUCAGUUAGAGGCCAAGUACAGUUUCAGUUUCUUCUUUUCCUUCAUUAUGACAAUUAUAAGUCUAGUAUGAAUCCUCAAUACGAUACCUUAUCAAAAUUAGAUGGAA
This is a messenger RNA of Mangifera indica (mango), 1715 nucleotides long. Its product is annotated as cleavage stimulation factor subunit 50. NCBI's taxonomy places the organism in Eukaryota, Viridiplantae, Streptophyta, Magnoliopsida, Sapindales, Anacardiaceae. The record is from RefSeq and is a predicted model, not a curated record. The transcript is spliced from 14 exons. Gene Ontology annotation, cellular component: mRNA cleavage stimulating factor complex. The coding region runs from base 146 to 1462 and encodes 438 amino acids. Gene Ontology annotation, molecular function: protein binding; RNA binding. Gene Ontology annotation, biological process: mRNA 3'-end processing.